GCGUAGCGCUCACAACCUCGUGGACACGUCACGAAAGCUGCAGCAGAAACUGGCGCUACGACUUUCCCUCCGCAGGAACGGAUACUGUGGCGCAAGAACGAUAGGAGAGCGACCGUAGCUAAACGAAGCACCGGUGAAGCGUGCUGAUAUUUUAGUGACGGUUUGUCGGACGUAUCUACACGGUGGGGGAGACUCCGAUAUCUGGGACAGUUUACGUGCACUGCAUCCGCUAGCUGUGUGUCUCUGCGGACAAUUGCAAGAUGGGAACUGGACUUGGCAAGGAAGACUUGCUAAAAUGGCAGGCGGCUGUGGAAGCGCACGCCGAGGGAGAUGCAGAGUUCGCGUACAACAACUUAUGUGAAAUGGACGAGCAGCCGGCUCCGAUUGUGUUCAAUUUAGCCAUGAUGCACUGCUCGGCCGGAAACUUCACCAUUGCUCACACUAUGUUGACAGAGGCGAUAGGCAAGAACAAGCAUUUCGUCAUCGCCCGGUUUCAGCGAGCCUGGGUGUCGCACAGGCUGGAAAAGAACGAGGAUGCCAUGCUUGACUACCAGGUUGCCAUAGAGAUGAUGCGCGACGCCGACUUCAUCAACUACCACACGCUGGGCCUGGAGUACGUGUUCUGCCGCUACCUGGCGCAGUUCAACCUGGCCGUCAUACGCCUGGUGCUGGGAUUGCGGGACAUGUCCGCCGAGGUCUACCACCAGGCCAUCGCCACCAAGGCAAGGAUGGAGGCGGACGCACACAUCAAGGACAUUGCCAAGGAGCAGCUCCAGGUGGGCGUUCCGGAUCUGGUGGACUACUCCGUGGAGCCGUGCAGAAUGAACCAUGAGCAUGGCGAAUGUCCACUGAUACGAUUACCGCCACAUCUCCUGUACAAGCCAGCUGGUCUGGGCAAAGACAUCCUCAAGACAGCUAUGGGGGAGAAGAAGGAUUACCUGAAGCAGAAACAAGCCAAGGUUCUGUUUUCCAACGAGGCCAGCGGACAUGCUUAUGAGCCGGGCUUCCGUGGAAGGCUGCAUGUCGAGGAGUUCAUGCCCAUGGCCAUCUCAACCAAACACAAGAAGAAGAACAAGAAGAAGCCAGGCAGCACACUGUCAGGACUCAUCAAGUCGGCCACUCCCAGAAUCAUGAUGGUCAAACCGGUGACAGCGGAUCCUCAUCCCCAGGGUCGAGCACAAUCUGAACCACACAUUCAGCCCUACAUCAAGCCCCGUGAACUGCCCAAAGAGCACAAAGACGUACGUGGGCGCAGCAAGUCCCUGUUUGUCGUCCCUAGUCAUGAAGAAGACGACGAAGACGACGACGAAGAGCAACCACGGGCUAAGGAUGACGGCGAUAUUCCAAACAUCGCCUUGGUGAAUGCAAUGGACGAAGAAGAAGACGAAGAUGAUGAGCAGGAGCAAGCACACGCCGGAGCAAACUGGAGCGAGCGGCAGAAGACGGAGGUCGACAAGGCAGCCUUUCUCCGUGUGAAGAAGACUUCGAUCGGCCAGGCAAAGUCUGUGGAGGUCCUCUACGCUCCACCCAACGGUGCGGCGGUGCCCGAGACCAGGAAGGUGCUCUCGGACAGCGAAACGGCGAGCUCGUCGCACGAUGACGAUGGCUACGAUAGCCGAGUGCAGAUCAACGUCACAACGCAGAUGACACCGACCACGCUACGCGACCUGGCAGACCUGCUGGAACACCUGCAGGUGACGGACAAACAACAGAAGUUCAUCGUCAACGUGCACAUGCACCAGAGUCCACCAACAGCCAUGUGAGCAGUUGAUACUUGGUGAUGUGCAAUUGUCGACUCAGUUCAUGAUCAACGUUCACAUUCACCAGAGUCCGCCAACGGCCAAGUGAACAGUUCCGGUUGUUGACGAUAUGUCGUGACGUGUAAUCGUUGACUCGUGUGAUUGCUGAUAUGGACUGGGAACAGGAGUGGUGCUGGAAUUCUCUCAGAAAGUCAGGUGAAAGAAGUUUGCACUAGAUAUUCUCUCAGUGUAGCCUGUUGUUCAAACCUAAACCUGGCUAUGUACCUACCCUCCGCUAUGGGUAUAUUCUUGCUCUAGCAACACACUACACACUAGUGAAGUGUUGUAUUUCAGGAGAUAGUGUGUGAGUGUGUGUGUGAGUGUGUGUGUGUGCGCGCGUGUGUGAGGGUGUGUGUGCAUGUGUGUGUGUUUGUGUGCAUCCGUGUGUAGGCACGUCUUCAUGUUGCGCACAUGUACACUCAUGAUAUCAUGUAUAUGCAGCUGGGUGUUUGUUCACCGUACCCGUCCUUGGUGUUGUUUGAACGUGGGCUCUUUUGAAACAUAUUUUCCUGAUUGAAUGUUUGUCCAUGUGUGAUGUCUGGUCACUAUGCUAAUGUUCCUUUAUGCCUUGCUACAACAUUGUUUGGGGAUUCUCUCAUCUUUGCUGUGUAUCUAUCAUGCAAUGUUGUAAGAACUCUGCUCUCGUCACAUUUUCUUAUCCAUUUCUUGACUAAAUGUAGCGACUUUCACAUGACUAGUUGUACACUGUGAUCGGUGAGAUAAAAUUAAUACUAUCUCCUUUCUUGUACGUUUGUUUCAUUACAUCGAAGUACAUUCCUCUCAGGGAUGUUCCGAACCAUUAUGCUCGUGAUGUGUAGUGUGUAAGCUGA
Molecule: messenger RNA, 2629 nt
Organism: Sycon ciliatum
Lineage: Eukaryota; Metazoa; Porifera; Calcarea; Leucosolenida; Sycettidae
Exons: 7
Coding region: 261-1763 (500 amino acids)
Molecular function (GO): protein binding
Source: RefSeq, a predicted model, not a curated record